UGGCUUGGCGGGCCCAGAUCCGUGAUGAUGUCCGCCCCCACCUCCGCCCCCGCGAGCGGGCCCGGCCGGGGGCGGCGCUGGGGCUGGCUGCCGUGGAGAGACGCCCUCCUGGGGGCGGCGCUGCUGCUCCUGCUGGUCGGGGGCGGGCCCGGGGGCGGGCCCCUCGGGGCGGCGGGGCAGAGCGCGCAGGCCGCGGUCACAUGCCCCACCGAGGAGGAGAUCUCGCCGUGCCGCUGCAGCCUGCGAGGCGACGAGAUACAGAUAUGGUGCAGCCACAGCGAGCUGCCCGCGGUGCUGGCGGCGCUGCGCAACGUGGCGCGGCUGCUGCCCACGCGCGCGCUGGACGAGCUCAUCCUCGAGAACAACGCGUGGACUUCUCUGGGCGGGUCCGCGCUGGCGGGGCCCACGGGGCUACGCGUGUCAAGACUGAUGCUGCGUGACAACGGCCUGGAGACGGUGGCGGCGACGUGGCUGGCGGGCCUGGAGGACUCGCUGCUCGAACUGUUCCUGGUCGAGCCGCUGCUCAGGGCCUUCCCGGACGACUCUCUCAUCCCGUUCAAGCGACUCGAAGCCGUGACGCUGCAGUGCGGGGAGAUGCAGCGUCUGCCGCGCCUGGCCGGCCUGCCCCGCCUCCGCUACGUGCUCGUCCAGUCCGCCAUGCUGUGGGAGCUUCCCCCGGGCCACCUCGGCAACCUGCCCUAUCUGGAGCAGCUGCACAUCGUGUCGUCGCCGAGGCUCGCCUCCCUGGACGCCGGCGCGGUGAGCGACCUUCCUCGCCUCUCCUCCGUCAACAUCUCCGACUCGGGCCUGACGUGGAUCCACCCGCGCGCGCUGCAGCGGCUGCCCGCGCUGUCCGAGGUGACGCUCCGCGCCAACAAGCUCUCGGACGCGGCCAUGGUGGGGCGCGCGCUCAGCGACCUGCCCUCGCUCGCCGUGGUGCAGCUCAACGACAACCAGCUCGAGAUCCUGCCUUCCGCCUCCUUCGCCGACCUGCCCGCGCUCCGGGAGCUGUCCCUGGCCGGCAACCAUCAGCAGGUGAUUUAA
Molecule: messenger RNA, 1044 nt
Organism: Frankliniella occidentalis (western flower thrips)
Lineage: Eukaryota; Metazoa; Arthropoda; Insecta; Thysanoptera; Thripidae
Product: protein artichoke-like
Exons: 5
Coding region: 25-1044 (339 amino acids)
Cellular component (GO): extracellular matrix
Molecular function (GO): protein binding
Source: RefSeq, a predicted model, not a curated record